Danio aesculapii is the source of this 927-nucleotide messenger RNA. Its product is annotated as basic salivary proline-rich protein 1-like. Lineage: Eukaryota; Metazoa; Chordata; Actinopteri; Cypriniformes; Danionidae. The transcript is spliced from 4 exons. The coding region runs from base 83 to 865 and encodes 260 amino acids. The record is from RefSeq and is a predicted model, not a curated record.
UGGAACUGGUCCUGCCCCCUCUUCUGAAAACACUGGAUAAAUACUGCUGUCAUAGAGAUCACAUCGCACAAACUCAUUCAUCAUGGAUCUGGCAGAUGCUAUUGAAGGAGAAGAGGAGGUGAAGAAGGCAGAGGGAAACGAGGUGGAGGGACUCUUCUCAAAGAAGAAUAAAUAUAAUGCGUUUGACAUGACAGCGGGUCAAGGACCUGCAUAUGGACCCGGAUCCGGAGUGCCUCAAGGACCUGGAUCUGGAGUGCCUCAAGGACCCGGAUAUGGACCCGGAGUGCCUCAAGGACCUGGAUAUGGACCAGGACCCGGAGUGCCUCAAGGACCCGCAUAUGGGCCUGGACCCGGAGUGCCUCAAGGAUAUGGACCUGGAUCUGGAGUACCUCAAGGACCUGGAUGUGGACCUGCAGUGCCUCAAGGACCUGGAUAUGGACCUGGACCCGGAGUGCCUCAAGGACCGGGAUAUGGACCACCUCAAGGACCAGGAUAUGGGCUACCUCAAGUACCCGGAUAUGGACCACCUCAAGGACCUGGAUAUGGACUGCCUCAAGGACCCGGAUAUGGACAACCUCAAGGACCCGGAUAUGGACCACCUCAAGGACCUGGAUAUGGACUGCCUCAAGGACCCGGAUAUGGACUGCCUCAAGGACCCGGAUAUGGACAACCUCAAGGACCUGGCUAUGGACAGCCUCAAGGACCCGGAUAUGGACAGCCUCAAGGACCCGGAUAUGGAUAUGAACACGGACACCAACGCGGAUUUGGACAUCAUCACGGACAGGAGCGCCAUCGUGGACAUGGCCAUGGACAUGGACGCGGACAUCAUCGUGGGCACAAGUCAUCGAGCAGUGAUGAGGAUUGAAGCUGAAGACAGGAGUUUGGAUCAGGGCUUGUUGAGACACUGUAAGGUUUUGAGUCCAAAAA